Molecule: messenger RNA, 1321 nt
Organism: Caenorhabditis angaria
Lineage: Eukaryota; Metazoa; Nematoda; Chromadorea; Rhabditida; Rhabditidae
Source: the annotation of a GenBank genome assembly
AUGGGAUUUGUUUGGAAGAAAUUACCGAUUGAAUUGAGAAUUAUGAUUAUUGAGUUGAUGUGUAUGGAAACUAAACGAAAGUUUCUGAAAUGUUCUCGAUCUUGUAUUGAAGAAGUCUCCAAGGCAAAAUCUCCCACUGAUGAGAUCAAGAUUUUCUGGGGAUCUUGUAUUGAGAUUCUCACAAUUUUCAAAUAUAUGGUAGUUUUUCAAAAAAGAACGAUCAGUGAAGUUAAACCUGGUUUGAUUAAAGUAGUAACAAGUUUUCCGUUAGUUUAUUUCAUCUUUUAAAACAAGCAUAGAUAAGAUAGCAUUUUAGGCAUACAGAUUGUGAACUUGUCGAAUUCGAAAUUGGGACAUUGGAGGAUGUUGCAGUAAAGUAUAUUCAGAGCACAUUGAAUAUUUAUAACACAACUAUACGGAGAAUAUUCAUAGAUCAAGUUUGUUCCGAUAUUUUUUCCAAAAAUUUGCUACUUUUUUGUAGAAUCAAGAUGAACUAUUCCCAGUUCGAAAACCAAGAAUGGAAGCUUUCAAUGAUGCUUUUUGUCAAACAAGUAUCGGAUUCAAUCCAUAUUUGAAAUACGAUUUUAGAAUUAUGAGAAAUGUAAUUUUAAUUUCAAAUAUAUGUUUUUUGAAUUCUUAUUUUCAGAUUGAUCGGUUCACAACAAUAAUGAAACAAAUAGACUUCAGAUCUUUCAAAAAUUUAUAUAGUUUUGUUUACAAAUGUGAGACAACUGGAAAUUUUGAUUUUUUUGAAAACAAAUCUCUUGAGUUCGAACAGGUUUGUUCUUAUGAUUUGACGCAAAUAACAAUCUGUUUUUUUUCAGGUUCGCGAGAUGAAAGGAACUGUCAAAAUACCGAAAACUCCUUUCACAGCUGAAAUGAUAAUGGAAAUGAAAGCAAACAACAUUGAAGUGAACUUGAUGAAUGUUACUAAUAAAGGUGUGAAUCAGAUACUCAGAGGAUGGUUGAAACGGACAAGCAAUCAAAACCUCAGAGAUCUCACAUUGAAACCUGACUCCAAUGGAAAACGUUUGGAUAGACGUUGUUUUUUCGGAUUACCAUUCGUGAUUAUGGAAAAAAGGUUAGUAGAAAAUAACAAAAUUAUACAAUUCAAGCUCUUCCUGAAUAAUUGUGUUCUGGUCUUGAGUUUUCCUCAUUUCAAAACAUAGCAAUUUCGAUUUUCAGACCUGACGCGGAGAGCUACUUUCACGAUAUGUUUGCUUAUGCAGAGGACGAUGUUUAUACAUAUUCUGGCGGUUGUGAUUCAACAGAGAUAUCUCUUACAAGAGAAAAAAUAACAAAUAAUGCUGAACCACUUUGA